CAACAUAUUUAGUGUUAAUAUUAUUUGUGAUCACUGUUUGCAUCAAAAUAUUUAAAUUAAACAUCAAUUCAAUUGAAUUGUUUGAUUGGUUUAACAUUCAAUCAUUUGUUUACAGUUAUCUCAAGACAUGUCUUGUGAUAUAAUGGGUGAGAUGUCGACCAUCGAUGACAUAAAAAAGGAUUCAAUGGUUGAGGUGAAGGACUUUGUCGAGUCGUUAAGGGAUGAAAACAACAGACUUUGCCGACAAUUAUCUUUCGCACAGAAAUCUAUAAAAUUAUUUGAAGACUAUCGACAAUGUCUGACCUCUUUUGCUAACAAUUGUCUUUGUGAUGAAAAUUUUGAGAAUCAGAUGCAAUACAAUGAACUCGAAAAACGAUACAAAAGUCUUGUCGAAGAAGAUAAACAAUUUUGCGGAAUCACUGAUGAAUUGAAUAGUGAUAUCGAGUUUAACCAAAUUGAUGAUAAAAAAGAUAAGUUGGAUCAAGUGAUUAGUGGCACUAAUAAUGAUAGCAAUUAUGAUAAUAAUGUUGAUUGUCAUAAUUAUUUGCUGAAAGAGAUUUAGUAAACGAUUGAAAAAAUGUGAAGAAGAUAAUGACUAUAAGUUAAUGUAUAUGAAAAGCGAUACAACUGAUAGUCAACUCAUACUCUGUCAAUGGUAUAACUGUGGACUCAGUUUUGGUUCACAAACCAGUUAUUCACAACACAUAAAGACAUCACAUUUUAGAAUUAUCGACAAUUUAACAGAUCCUCUGUUGUUGGACAAUGAAAUUGUCAUUGAUUUACCACAAACUAAUGAUAGAAUUAUAUAUGAAAAAGAUAGCAAAACUGUCAAAUUAAAGACGGAAGCGAAAGAAAAUGAAGUUUUUGUAUGCGAUUGGAUCGGAUGUGGACUUGAAUUUGGAUCAGAUUAUGAUCUCAAGAAACAUAAAUAUACAACACAUGACCGAAAAGUGAUUAUUCCUGUCAAACGAACUACUGUUCCUCGAUUUCAAGGCUUUAAAUUGUUAACAAUUCAUAAGACAGAUGACAAUUCAGAAGAUGAAGAGAUGAGACAAGAGUCGGAAGCAAAUGUAAGACACGACCCAUCGUUUGACAAACUAUUUAAAUGUGAAUUAUGUGACAAAAGCUAUACUCGAAAAGAUAGUCUCGAUAGUCAUCUGGCAAUACAUCAUGAUUUGUCUGACAAACCAAUUAAGACAUAUUAUUGCGAUUACUGUGAAUAUGAAUCACGAAAUAGUGGACACAUGAAGAGGCAUAUCCAGAGAAAACACACAAAUGACAAACCAUUUAAGUGUGAUUUAGACACUUGUGAUCCAAAUAUCAAAUGUUUUGCAACGCGUGAAGAUCUUAAACAACAUCAAUUGAAAUGCCAUUCAAUUUAA
Oppia nitens is the source of this 1382-nucleotide messenger RNA. Its product is annotated as zinc finger protein 64-like. The transcript has 2 exons. Gene Ontology annotation, molecular function: DNA-binding transcription factor activity, RNA polymerase II-specific; sequence-specific DNA binding. Bases 606 to 1382 code for a protein of 258 amino acids. NCBI's taxonomy places the organism in Eukaryota, Metazoa, Arthropoda, Arachnida, Sarcoptiformes, Oppiidae. Gene Ontology annotation, cellular component: nucleus. Gene Ontology annotation, biological process: regulation of transcription by RNA polymerase II. The record is from RefSeq and is a predicted model, not a curated record.